Messenger RNA from Girardinichthys multiradiatus, 1660 nucleotides. It is a transcript of the gene rimoc1, whose product is annotated as rab7a interacting mon1-ccz1 complex subunit 1. The transcript is spliced from 6 exons. The record is from RefSeq and is a predicted model, not a curated record. Gene Ontology annotation, biological process: mitophagy. NCBI's taxonomy places the organism in Eukaryota, Metazoa, Chordata, Actinopteri, Cyprinodontiformes, Goodeidae. Bases 65 to 895 code for a protein of 276 amino acids.
CGUUUACUUGUUCUAUGUCUACGUCAGAAGCCACGUGCCCACGUGACCUAUACUACAUGUAGUCAUGGCAGACGACUACAGGCGACAAGAUUUUGAGUUGGAGAGGAGAAUAUUUGAGAUAGACAACAAAUGUUCAUGUCUCCGAGCUGAAAAGCAAGAUGAUGAUUAUUUGCAGAAUGCGUCUGCCAUACUAGAGAAGUUGAAAAGCUUUUACAGACAAGGAGGAGAAAGCUUCAACCUUUUCAAGCUGCUUCAGGAUUACACACAGGUGAUUCUUGACAUCACUUUUUAUGAAGAGAAUCAACUGGUGGAUCAGGAAUUCCCUGAAGACUCCUCACCAUUUAAGAUCCAGCAGCUGCUGCAAGACCUGACUGAGCCAGAAGUUUUGGUGGCGAGGCUGACGCCAGGACAGGAGGUGCAGUCUGUGUUGGGCACAGAGCUGUUGGAAUGCCUGUACUGGAGACGUGGAGCUCUGCUGUACAUGUACUGCCACACCCUUCAUCAGCGAAAGCAAUGGAUCAAGAAAAACAAGGACACAUUCAUUAAGUGUAUUCAGGAAGGCGUUCGGUAUUUGAUGCGGAUGCUACAAGUUAGAAACACAGUGAAGCUCAAUGAUGGGGUGGUGCUCCAUGACAGUGCUACAGCAAGCAUCUUAUCUGAAGGCAUUUUUUCAGACACUCACCUGCUGACAAUGAUGUACAUUGGCGAAAUGUGUUUCUGGGCUGUCAAGUAUGAGGAUUGCAGUGCUGACUCCACAGACCACAAAGACGGCCUCCAGUUUCGGGACAUCGGUACACAGAUUCUGAACAAAUAUGUGCAUGCCUGCGAGGGUCCUCUGCAAGGCCAGGGCUGGAAUACGGAAAAUGCCAAGGAAAUCCUUAGUAUUUUACAGUGAAAUAAACUGCUAAAAGUUACCACCAGGCACAGAUCUAAGUACAGUGUUCAAAUGUGUCAAAUCCAAAUAAAUAUCGAACUCCAUGAAAGUGGUGCAGGUGCAGUUUCUAAAAGGGUAAAAGAGAGGGACAUGCAGGAAGUGUGUGAGGAUAAUGUGUCUUUGGGUUGUUUUACCCUUAAAGAACAUGAGAAGAGCAUGUGAAUGAGAGUUUAGAAAGUACUGUUGGAGGAAAAUAAAGGCUAAAAGAUAAGCUUAAUAAUUUGUGCUGACUAAGCAGAUCUCAUCUUGAAUAGUUCUUGGAGCAAUUUGCUCCAAAGAUGUUAUAAUAAUUUUAUUAUUAAUAUUCAGAGAGUAUUAUUUAACUAAAAUGACUGUCUCUAAUUUUUAAGAUUGUUUCAGAUUUGAACAUAAUCCAGCAUGAUGUGUGACAUUGCACAUAACAUCUUAUUUAUUGUUUUGUUGCCAUUCUUAUGUUUUUAUGGUGUAAUAGAGUUGUGGCUAAUAUGUGUGUAUAAAAUAUGCACAUACAUGUAAAGCAAGGAGUUUCAGAGCCGAUUACCAAUUUUAGGUAUGUUUAGGUGUGUUCAUGCCAUUUUUCUAAUGUGUUGCCUGUUUUUCCAUGUAUCCAAAUUCGUUUUCCUUCCACCCCACCUGGAUAACUGGCAGUGUAACCAUUAAUACAGACCCUGUUAUUUGAAGAAAAAAAAAUCUGUUUUUUAUGUCCUUGUUGAUAAUAAAGAUAUGAUUUGUUUUCAGUAAAAAUGA